Molecule: messenger RNA, 2163 nt
Organism: Mercenaria mercenaria
Lineage: Eukaryota; Metazoa; Mollusca; Bivalvia; Venerida; Veneridae
Product: calcitonin gene-related peptide type 1 receptor-like
Exons: 12
Coding region: 251-1804 (517 amino acids)
Biological process (GO): cell surface receptor signaling pathway; adenylate cyclase-modulating G protein-coupled receptor signaling pathway
Cellular component (GO): plasma membrane
Molecular function (GO): G protein-coupled peptide receptor activity
Source: RefSeq, a predicted model, not a curated record
AGCUAGAGGAGGAAGAAAAUUAUUUCACUUGUUAAGAGGAAGUGAGAUGGAAUGUAUUGUGUCCGUAAAUUUUCUCGAUACUGUUAUACUAUAAAUAAAUAUUUAUCACCGGAUAUUUCGUAUCCCUUUUGGAAUAAUUUGCUUUACCAUAAAAACAAAAGGAAUUCGAGCAUACUUUUCAGAGCUGCUUAUUUGCAUGGAAUAGAACAAACCAUUACAAUACUGUGUUUUCAUUGAGAUAUUUUUCACUAUGAAACAUCUGUAUUGUCUUAUUUUAUGGAUAAGCUUUGUUUCAAAUACUGACUGUUUCGUCAGUAACUGUAGGAGUAAAUUUGGAAUCUUCAAACAAGGCGACUUUUAUUUUCAUGCGUGUGCCUGGUGCUACUACUUUCUAUUUCCUAACGGAAAUCUCAAACCUCACACAAAUAAUCGCGACUUGGUGAGUAAAGCAAACGGAUCAAGCUAUAAUAAUGGUGAAAACAUUGUCCCUGAUAUUGACAACAGUACUGCAGUAGAAAUAAUCUGUUCAACACUUACAACAGAUGAAUGUAACAGGUGGAUAUCAUGCUGUUCUGCUGGCCGGAAGUGUUGUAAACACCAGCUAAGUUCACGCGCUGAUGACGUCAAUGAAACAUGUGCUUCAACAUGGGAUGGAUACGCUUGCUGGGAUUCAGGGACUCCAGGACGCACAAGUACUGUCCCGUGUCCGGAUUUCCUACAAUACUCAGUGCCUACAAGGUCUGCGUUGAAGUCAUGUCAGCUUGACGGAACAUGGUUGAAGAAAGGUCCACAUGACUGGACAGAUUACACACCUUGCCUAAAUUAUCAGGAGCUGAAGAUUUCCAUAUAUAUCAGUCUAGGCUGUCAGAUAGCCAGUCUCCUGUGCCUCGUUCCCUCAGUUAUCAUCUUCGUUCGUUACAAGUCUCUCAUUCACCAACAUCGGAUCCGUCUACAUGUUAACUUCUUUAUUAGUUUGAUUCUUAGUGGCGUAUUUACUAUACUAUGGAAUACCGUUGUCACCUAUGACAGAAUCACAAACAGUAAAGUUUCGGAAACGAUGCUGUAUAAAAAUUCAGCGGAAUGCAAAGUACUAUCGUAUCUGAAGCUGUAUUUUACCAGCACUAACUAUAUGUGGAUGUUCUGUGAGGGACUGUAUCUACACAGACUUACUGUUAAUGCAUUUUCUCCACCUAAACGACUUCUUCCAUUUUAUGUCUUAGGAUGGGGGAGCCCAUUCAUUUUCACAACAGCUUAUAUGGUCGUCAGAAUCACUCAAGCUGACGAAAGUUGUUGGGCAAAAAGUAUCGGCGAGAAGCAAUGGAUAAUUUACACUCCUAAUCUCUUCUGUCUUGCAGCCAAUAUAUAUUUCCUGUGCAGUAUACUUCGCAUUCUUCUAACUCAACUGCAAGUACAUCCUAACGAACCGAGUAAUUUCAGAAAAGCUUUGAAGGCAACAUUCAUACUGAUACCAUUGUUUGGAGUGCAGAUUUUUGUCUUAAUCUAUAGACUACCUGCAGAUUCAGCCGGGUUUUAUAACUACGAGAGGUUCUCAGAGUUUGUUACAAACUCACAGGGAAUGUUCGUGGCUGUUAUCUUUUGCCUUUGUAAUGGUGAGGUAAUAAGCAUUUUAAGAUAUACACAUAGAAGACGUCGAGAAACAAGAGACCUACUGGGAUCAAAGAAACCUAACUCUGCAACCAGCCUUAAUAUGAACACAAUUACUUCUAGAUAUAAUACGUUAGAUAGGACUUCUCCGAAUAAAUAUAUCACUUUGAAUGGAACCAACGAAGCUACUGCAGUAUAAACAUAUUUCACAAUAAAACUCCAAACGAUAUGCAACAAUACUUACAUACAUUUUGUCACGUACUGGUUGGCGACCCAGAUUCGGACAAUUUUACAUCCUUUUCAUCUGUCAUUGUUUCAUUUUUAAUGAUCUAUGAAAUGUUACCUGAAUAAAGUUCGGUUCCUCUGUGUCACUAAACGCGAUUUUGUUUGUAUCUAAAAAUAAACUGAACACGUCAAUGAGGCCCGAAAGAGGGUACGUAAAUGUAACGUUUUUAGCGUGUUGCAGGACCCAAAAAUCGGACAGGAAAAAGGCGCUAAUUGUCGUCACUUCUGUUGCGCAGAUUCACUUUUAGGUCGGCGUUAAUGACAAAAAGACAU